Messenger RNA from Magnolia sinica, 874 nucleotides. RefSeq names its product RING-H2 finger protein ATL70-like. Lineage: Eukaryota; Viridiplantae; Streptophyta; Magnoliopsida; Magnoliales; Magnoliaceae. The transcript has a single exon. Bases 302 to 799 code for a protein of 165 amino acids. The record is from RefSeq and is a predicted model, not a curated record.
GACGUGAUGAUAACCAUUUCAGCUUCACUAUCUAGACAUUGAGACUAGCCGCUGGGGAUGAGGGGAUAUGAUCUGGCACACAGGCUCCUCAUUUCAACGUGUGAGAGGUGGUCAGCUCUCCCUCCUCAUGCUUCCGUCGCAAGCAAGAACGGCAUCACACUCAUUCACCGUUGACAUUCAAAAAUCUUACUUAAACCAGCCAAUCCCCUAAAACUACUUUCUUCACGUAACAACCCCCACCUAUCAAUGGCUGAUCAAACCAUCAUCCAAUCCCUCCAUCGCUGACGACACACCCACAAAGAUGAGCGGCCCCAACAGCUCUGAUGGAUUGAUGAACACCAACGUGAGCAGCGGGUUGAGCUACGGCAUCGGCCUCACCGUUGGCAUUAUCCUCCUCACCCUCACCACUAUCACCCUUGCUUCCUACUUCUGUGCCCGGACCCACUCUUCCCCACCCCACCAGCCUCAAGAGCUCCACAGGCCCCGUCAUCAGCCGCCCAUAGCUGACAAUGAAAUGGGCAUUGAUGAAGCCACCCUCUUGAGCUACCCCACACUACUAUACUCGCACGCCAAGAUCCACAACAAGGACACCACCUCUUGCUGCUCCAUCUGCCUCGCAGAUUACAAGGACAAGGAUAUGCUGCGGCUGCUGCCUGACUGCAGGCACAUCUUCCACGUUAAGUGUGUGGACACCUGGCUGCGGCUGCACCCGACAUGCCCUGUUUGCCGCACGUCGCCCCUGCCGACACCGCUCUCGACCCCUCUUGCAGAGGUUGUCCCAUUGGCAACCUGGGUAUGAAGAGGGCAUUCUCUUGGAUCAGCUUCCUUCAUGUGGAAUGUAAAAAAGAAUAGUAUCAAUACAAUUCAUGUUUAC